AUGACUCUCCGGUCACGUUUUCUUGGCGGCAUAAAUCCGCCAAUGUUGCCUAAGCUUUCACAGCCACCGCCAGGGAAGGAGACACCUCCAGUAGAAAGCCAACAACUUGACUCAGAUUUUAUAGUGAUACUAGCGGCACUUCUCUGCGCGCUAAUCUGCGUUCUGGGCCUUGUCGCAGUCGCCCGCUGCGCUUGGAUCCGCCGCAUUUCCGGUAGUAACGCAGCUGUUCCGCCCUCAUCUCAGGCUGCAGCCAACAAGGGCCUGAAGAAGAAGGUCCUAAAAUCGCUCCCGAAGGUGACCUACGCUGCCAACGACGACAAGAUCGGAAAGUUAUCCGACUGCGCAAUUUGCUUGUCGGAGUUCGCCACUGGGGACGAAGUCCGAGUGCUUCCUCAGUGCGGCCAUGGCUUCCACGUUGCUUGCAUUGACACGUGGCUUGGAUCUCACUCCUCCUGCCCCUCUUGCCGCCAGAUUUUGGUUGUUACUCGGUGUCAGAAGUGCGGUAGCUUGCCAGAGGCCUGCUCUUCCUCCUCCUCCGCCACUGCCACUCGCAUGGGAGCUGAGUCUGAGCCAAGCUACAGGCAAAGAGAAGAUCUCAUCAACAGGUUUUUGCCUUGA
This is a messenger RNA of Fraxinus pennsylvanica, 618 nucleotides long. The record is from the annotation of a GenBank genome assembly. Lineage: Eukaryota; Viridiplantae; Streptophyta; Magnoliopsida; Lamiales; Oleaceae.